Messenger RNA from Oncorhynchus gorbuscha (pink salmon), 498 nucleotides. RefSeq names its product phospholipid phosphatase 6-like. Gene Ontology annotation, molecular function: sphingosine-1-phosphate phosphatase activity. NCBI's taxonomy places the organism in Eukaryota, Metazoa, Chordata, Actinopteri, Salmoniformes, Salmonidae. The record is from RefSeq and is a predicted model, not a curated record. The transcript is spliced from 2 exons. Bases 1 to 498 code for a protein of 165 amino acids.
AUGCUGAUGCUAGAAAUACACAUCCAGGGGGGAUCAGGCAGAGUGUGCCAUCUUUUGUCGUCACAAGUCUUCCAACGCUAUGAACACUCUCAUAUCUCCUACCCCAUUCUGCGUCUUCUCCCCUCAGCUCUCAUUCUUGACCUGAUCCUGGUUGGCAUCGUGAAAGCGGUCGUCCGUCGGCGCCGCCCAUCCCACAACCGCAUGGACAUAUUCGCCACCUUCUCCGUGGACCGCUACUCCUUCCCCACGGGGCACGCCACUCGCGCAGCCAUGUGUGCCCGUUUCCUGCUGCUCCACUUGGUGCUGGCCACCCCCCUGCGGGUGCUUGUGUUCCUGUGGUCUGGUCUGGUGGGGCUGAGCCGGGUGCUGCUGGGAAGACACAACAUGACCGAGGUGCUGUUUGGCUUCCUGAUGGGCUACUGCCAGUACAACCUGGUGGAGAUGCUCUGGGUACCAUCGCUGGGCAUGCAGGGGCUCCUGGGGCUCAUCCAGGGGUGA